Molecule: messenger RNA, 2685 nt
Organism: Magallana angulata
Lineage: Eukaryota; Metazoa; Mollusca; Bivalvia; Ostreida; Ostreidae
Product: katanin p80 WD40 repeat-containing subunit B1-like
Exons: 20
Coding region: 161-2272 (703 amino acids)
Biological process (GO): microtubule severing; microtubule depolymerization
Cellular component (GO): katanin complex
Molecular function (GO): microtubule binding
Source: RefSeq, a predicted model, not a curated record
CCCACAUUGCUCAGCCAUUUUUCAUUGCAAAGUUUGGAUGGUCGUGAAAAUGAAAAAAGUUACUGAGAAUUGAACCGAUGCCGAAUACAUUAUGAAGUUGGAUAUGCUAAAUUCAGAGAUUUGAUAUUGAAUUUAAACUUUUUUAUUUAGAUUAACGAAAAUGAGUCAAACUAAACGAGCAUGGAAACUUCAGGAGUUUGUUGCACAUGGCAGCACGGUCAACUGUGUUGCUUUGAGCAAGAAAUCCGGGCGAGUCAUAGUAACAGGGGGAGAAGACAGAAAGGUCAACUUAUGGAUAGUUGGCAAGCCAAACUGCUUAAUGAGUCUUUGUGGACACACAACUCCAGUGGAAUCGGUUCGAUUUGGACAUGAGGAGGAGAUGGUGGUAGCUGGUUCCAUGUCUGGAGCCUUGAAGGUGUGGGAUCUGGAACAAGCCAAAAUUAUGAGGACAUUAACAGGGCAUACAUCUAGUAUUAAGAGUCUGGACUUCCAUCCUUAUGGAGAUUACUGCACCUCUGGCUCUCUAGACUGUAACGUGAAGUUGUGGGACAUUAGGAAAAAAGGUUGCAUUUACACAUACAGGGGCCAUAAGAAUGGAGUCAAUUGUGUCAGGUUUAGCCCUGAUGGAAAAUGGAUUGCAUCAGCUGGAGAAGAUGGCCUUGUCAAGAUCUGGGAUAUCACAGCUGGUAAAAUCCUGACAGAUUUAACAUAUCACAAUGGACCAGUCAACAUAGUGGAAUAUCAUCCAAAUGAACUUUUACUGGCAUCUGGCAGCUCAGACAGGACAGUGAAGUUUUGGGAUUUAGAGAAUUUUAAUAUGGUGUCUACGACGGAUGGAGACUCGACCCCAGUGAGGAAUAUUUUAUUUCAUCCGGAGGGAACGUGUUUAUUCAGUGGCACAAAAGACUUGCUAAAAGUUUAUUCAUGGGAGCCAUCAAAAUGUUACGAUUCCAUUCCAGUCAAUUGGGGAGAAGUAGCAGAUAUAGCCAUAGGACAGAACCAGCUGAUUGGAACAUCUUUUUCACAGACCAAUGUUUCCACAUUUGUAGUAGAUCUGAAGAGGGUUCAGCCAUUUGGAGGAAUCCCACACCAAGAGGGUGGAUCCAAUUUUUCCAGUAAAAAUAUAGAUGAGGUUUUCACCGAUUUAAGUAUAUCUAAUUCCUCUGUAUCAGAGGGCCUAAAACACAGUCGAAAUAAAUUCAUCACCGAGAGGCCGCCCACUCAGUCCUCUAGACAAGCCAGUGUACCAAAAGAAGACAUCGAAGAACCGACACAAGACAAAGAAGACCAAGACAAUGACUCUUUCGAAAUCGCAAAUCCAGAAGAUUACCGACAAAUAUUCCGACCAAAAUCUCGACUCUCACAUUCCCCUACCAGGCAAAUAGAGCCUUUCCAACCACCUCCGGAAGAUGGUAUGUUCCCAACAAAACAUGUGUCCUCCCCUCGUAAUGUGAAUCGUCAGAUCUCCUCCGAUCGGAAAGGCUCAACAGAGCGUAAAUCUGCCACCCCGUUUCGAAAAAGUCAGUCCUCCAAAUCUGUCUCGGACGAUGGUGAUAUGGAACCAGUGAGGCAACCAGCACCAACCAGGUCCAACAAAACCAGUAAACCGGUCAAUAAACCGCCCAGUAAACCAGUUGUCAAGCCUUCUCCUCGACAACCAGAGGAGGACAAAUCGGGAAUAUCACCAGAGGAUUUCUUACCACAAAAGGCUGGCGGGAAUGAUGGCUACAGUUCGUAUGGUAGAGUGCCUUCUGAGAAUGAGACAUUAUCAACCUUGUUCAGUGGGCAUGAUGCCAUGGCCAGGGUUUUAGCACAUCGGAGCAAGAAUCUGCAGAUUGUACGGGCCAUGUGGACUUCAGGGAACACAAAAACAGCAGUUGAUUCGGCCAUUAGUAUGAAAGAUCCCUCUGUGAUAGUAGACCUUCUCAAUGUAUUGAACUUAAAAUCAGGCUUAUGGAGUUUAGAUCUUUGUUCAUGUUUGUUGCCUCAAGUACAAGAUUUAAUGGACAGCAAAUAUGACAGUUAUGUGACUGCAGCAUGUGAGGCACUGAAGAUCAUGUUGAGGAACUUUGGACCCGUGAUAAAGUCGAAUCUGACGGCCCCACCAAGUCAAGGGGUGGAUCUAUCCAGGGAAGAAAGGUAUCGCAAAUGUAGACAAUGUUAUGAAAACCUGUGUAACAUCCGGUCAAAGGUAGCUAGUAGAGGCGGAACGCCUGGAAAAUUAGGACAACUGCUGCGUGAAAUUCAAAUUCUAAUGGCAAGCAUGGACUGAAAAUGUAAGACUUGACAGAAUUCUAUGAUAUGUGUGUGACUCUAUGCUUAAAACUGAAUCUGGAGCAUCUUUCUCAAGCUGACAAGGGCUAAGGUGAUGACCUUCUAUUCGUCCAGGAUUAAAAAGGUCACCCACUAGGAAACAAUCUGUGAUCAUGAUGUGAUAUAUGACAAAGUGCUAUCCGCACAGAGUGAUUUCCCCUUUAUGCAGAUUUAUUUAUUGGUGAACAACUUAAGUGGAACAAAGAUGUUGCCUAACAUGUGCAUUGCAGGCACUGUCAACAAAAAUUUUUUGGUUCACUAUAAUAAAAUCUUGACCAAUCCCGACUUCCUUCUAUGAUGCUACUGAUGUAGGUAUUAUCUUUGAAAUGUAUUUUUGCCCUGUCAAAAUACUAAACUGCACAAUUGUUUUUU